AUGUACGCCCCGCCUUCAGGUCCUCCCCCGCCGUCGGUGCCGGAGGGAUGGAAGCCGCAAUAUGACGACCGAUACCAAACUUGGUUCUAUGUUAACCUUGCCACCGGCAAAUCCCAGUGGGAGCGUCCCGAGGCACCCGCCCCGCGCGAUGAAGCCGCUUCUCCCGAUGUGCCUCCGCCAUCGUACGACCAGGCCGGCCCUACGGAUCCGACAACAAAGGCCAGUAUAGGCGACAAGAAACAAUCCAUGGGGUCCAACAACCCCUACAACCCGGCCAACUCAGCUCAGAGCAGCCCCAGCCCCAAUAUCGAUGAAGACGCUCGACUGGCUGCUAAGCUCCAGGCCGAGGAGGACGCUCGGGCUAACACCAGGGAUGCGGGCACACCCGGCGCUGCAUCUGACUACUACAACAAGCCGUCGCGGCCGCAGUCCACCGGAGCCGGCGCGUACGCUCCCGGCCCGUCGUCACAGAGUCCUAUGCCCGAACAGAAACGCAGCAAGGGUGGCUUUUUGAGCAAGUUGAUGGGCAAGAGCUCCGGGAGCAGUGCGCGACCACCACAGCCGCAGCCGCAAGCGCAACCACCUCCACCCGGCGGAUACUACGGGGGUUACCCCCCGCAGCCCGGGUACGGCUAUCCAGGACCGGGGUACGGCGGCUAUCCGGCGCAGGGAGGAUACUAUCCACAGCAACCGCCGCGGAAACAGGGGGGAGGUAUGGGGACUGCUGGUGCCGCGGCACUGGGUGUUGGUGGUGGUCUACUCGGCGGAAUGCUACUUGCCGACGCCGCGGACGACUGGGGAGAUCAUCACGACGGCGGGUAUGACGAUGGUGGUUACGACGGCGGCGGCGAUGACUUUGGCGGGGGCGAUUUCUAA
Molecule: messenger RNA, 876 nt
Organism: Penicillium alfredii
Lineage: Eukaryota; Fungi; Ascomycota; Eurotiomycetes; Eurotiales; Aspergillaceae
Product: WW domain-containing protein
Exons: 2
Coding region: 1-876 (291 amino acids)
Molecular function (GO): protein binding
Source: RefSeq, a predicted model, not a curated record